This is a messenger RNA of Symbiodinium pilosum, 798 nucleotides long. NCBI's taxonomy places the organism in Eukaryota, Dinophyceae, Suessiales, Symbiodiniaceae. The record is from the annotation of a GenBank genome assembly.
AUGAAGUGGCUACUUGCCUUCCCACUUGCUGCAGCCUCCGAGACUGCCCAGCGAUGCGACUUCGAAGUCGUUCAGGCAGACAAGCUGCGCCCCGGCUUCGAAAACGAGUAUACGCAUCCCAUCCUCAUCCAGGGCACUCCUUGGAACAGAGAGCAAGCGUCGCUAGCCUCCUUCCGGCGUGUAUUUGGCAACUACACCGUGCGCUUGACCCGCAACCUGGAGUUUCAAUCCAGAGCGGGCGUGAAGCCUGAAGCAAACACGAGUACCUAUGACGCUUGGGCAGACUCGCUUUUCCAUCAGGAGAGUGUUCCUUAUGUCUUCGAGUUCUGCAACAGAGACCUCUGUCAGCAAAUUGAGUCUACCUUUGGUAUCCCAACCUACCUGAAGAAUUCCUGCCUUUCGCUGUACCUGAAUACGGGGACGGUAGCAAAGGGAGUGGCCUUUCACCAGCACCGGCAGACUUGGGGAUGGCUGCUUGCUGGGCAGAAAGUCUGGUAUGUCGCUCCGCCAGGGACGCUGCCUUUCCAACCGCACAGACAUGUGGAAGAGGGCAAGCUACAAAGGUCCAGUGUGCAACGCUGUUUCCAAGAGGAAGGGGAGAUUGUGUUUCUUCCACAGGAUUGGUGGCAUGCUACUUUCAACAAGGCUGAGUGGAACCUCGCUAUAGGAGGUCAGGGGGACAUUAGCAGCAACGCGUUUGAAGCAGUGCGAGGGGCAGAUGCUGCAAAGAUUCGCAAAUUGCCCAAAGAGGAGAUCAAAGGCGUCCUCCAGUCGGCUGUGGAGAAUGGCCAUGGGGAG